AUCUCAGAUGGGGGCGAUGGCACCGCGCACGCUGCUCCUGAUGCUGGCGGCCGCCCUGGCCCCGACCCAGACCCGCGCGGGCUCACACUCGCUGCGGUAUUUCAAAACCGCCAUGUCCCCGCCCGGCCUCGGGAAGCCCCGGUUCAUCUCUGUCGGCUACGUGGACGACACGGAGUUCGUGCGCUUCGACAGUGACGCGGAGAAUCCGAAAUACGAGCCGCGGGCGCGGUGGAUGGAGCAGGAGGGGCCGGAGUAUUGGAAGGAGCAGACACGGAUCGCCAAGGAAUGGGAGCAGUUGUUCCGAGUGAACCUGAGGACCAUGCGCGGCUACUACAACCAGAGCGAGGGCGGCUCUCACACCAUCCAGUGGAUGUUUGGCUGUGACGUGGGGUCGGACGGGAGCCUCCUCCGCGGGUAUGAGCAAGUCGCCUACGACGGCCGCGAUUACAUCGCCCUGAAUGAAGACCUGAAAACGUGGACCGCGGCGGACUUGGCGGCGCAGAAAACCCGGAGGAAGUGGGAUCAGGCUGGUGAGGCAGAGAGAAAGAGGGCCUACCUGGAAGGCGAGUGCAUGGAGGGGCUCCGCAGAUACCUGAAGCGCGGGAAGGAAGCUCUGCUGCGCUCAGAUCCCCCAAAGGCACAUGUGACCCUUCACCCCAGACCUGAAGGUGAUGUCACCCUGAGGUGCUGGGCCCUGGGCUUCUACCCUGCUGACAUCACCCUGACCUGGCAGUUGAAUGGGGAGGACCUGACCCAGGACAUGGAGCUUGUGGAGACCAGGCCUGCAGGGGAUGGAACCUUCCAGAAGUGGGCAUCUGUGGUGGUGCCUCUUGGGAAGGAGCAGAAGUACACAUGCCAUGUGGAGCAUGAGGGGCUGCCUGAGCCCCUCACCUUGAGAUGGGAGCCUUCUCCAUCCACCGACUCCAACAUGGAAACCAAUGGUAUUUAUGUUGUCCUUGGAGCCAUCAUUGCAGCUCUGUCCAUCAUUGGAGCUCUGGUGGCUGUUGUGAGGAGGAGGAGGAGGAGAAACACAGGUGGAAAAGGAGGAGACUACGCCCCUGCUCCAGGCAGGGACAGCUCCCAGAGCUCUGAUGUGUCUCUCCCUGAUUGUAAAGGUGACACUCUGGAGUCUGACUGGGGAGGGGCAAUGUGGACAUGAUUGGGUUUCAGGGAC
Rattus rattus (black rat) is the source of this 1174-nucleotide messenger RNA. RefSeq names its product RT1 class I histocompatibility antigen, AA alpha chain-like. Gene Ontology annotation, cellular component: external side of plasma membrane. NCBI's taxonomy places the organism in Eukaryota, Metazoa, Chordata, Mammalia, Rodentia, Muridae. Gene Ontology annotation, molecular function: signaling receptor binding; peptide antigen binding. Gene Ontology annotation, biological process: positive regulation of T cell mediated cytotoxicity; antigen processing and presentation of endogenous peptide antigen via MHC class I via ER pathway, TAP-independent; immune response. The record is from RefSeq and is a predicted model, not a curated record. Bases 8 to 1159 code for a protein of 383 amino acids. The transcript is spliced from 7 exons.